Messenger RNA from Diaporthe amygdali, 1053 nucleotides. Its product is annotated as estradiol 17-beta-dehydrogenase 12. Gene Ontology annotation, cellular component: endoplasmic reticulum. The coding region runs from base 1 to 1053 and encodes 350 amino acids. NCBI's taxonomy places the organism in Eukaryota, Fungi, Ascomycota, Sordariomycetes, Diaporthales, Diaporthaceae. The transcript has a single exon. The record is from RefSeq and is a predicted model, not a curated record. Gene Ontology annotation, molecular function: oxidoreductase activity.
AUGGCGAUAUCCAUAUCCGUCGUUAAUAUACUGGCGUGCAUCGGCACAAUCGUGUGCCUAGGCCUCGCCGAGCGCAUCGUCGACUUCCUCUUCUUCCACUUCAGCACACCUGCCAAGCCCCUCGAGGCCUAUCGCCGCCGCGGCCCGGAACCAGCCUACGCACUCAUUACCGGGGCCAGUGCGGGAAUUGGCUAUGGCAUCGGCCAGGCCCUAGUGAAAAAUGGAUUCGGUGUAAUUUUACUAGGGCACAAAGAGGACGAGCUAGCGGAGGCGGCAAGGAAGCUCGUGACGCAGGUACCAGUGGAGCAGCGCGCCGAGGCGGAUACAUUCGUCAAGACCAUCGUCAUGGAUGCGCAGACCGCUACGCCAAAGGAGAUGGAAGAUAAGCUGCGUGCGGCGAUCGUCGAAAAAGGCCUCCGCGUGUCCAUUCUCGUCAACAAUGUCGGGGCGGUUCCCAUCGCGACGCCCGUCUUCCGUGAGCUGGCAACCUACUCGCCUGGCGAGAUCGACGCGAUGAUCGACCUGAAUACGCGAUUCAUGGCGUGGCUGACGACGCUCAUGCUCCCCGUGCUGGCUCACAACGGAUCUGGGACUGAUGAGCAUGGAAUGACUUUUGGAACGCACAGGCGAUCACUUAUUAUCAAUCUGAGCUCGGCCGGCUUCGUUGGCUUGUCGUGGAUGGUCAUGUACAGCGCGGUCAAGGCAUUCAACCUGGCUUUCAGUCGUGGCCUAGCCAGAGAGCUGGAGACUAGUCCUGACACACAGCAUAUCGACUGUCUCUGUGUGAUACCUGGGGACGUGAGGAGCCAGUCCAACUGCGUAGGUUCCAGUAGAGGGGCGCCAGACUCGGAUACGUACGGAGAGUAUAUUGUGACCAGGGUAGAUGGUGCUGUCAGCCGAGGAUGGAGGGAAUUCAGCCCCUACUGGCUGCAUCACUUGCAAAGGAUUCUCAUGGAUAUUCUGCCGGAGCGAUUUGUGACAAAGGGGGUGGUUGAUUCGAUGAGGCAAAAGAAGACGGCUUUUGAUGAGUUCCAGAAGCCGAAGGACGAGUAG